Molecule: messenger RNA, 5406 nt
Organism: Drosophila erecta
Lineage: Eukaryota; Metazoa; Arthropoda; Insecta; Diptera; Drosophilidae
Exons: 4
Coding region: 707-4207 (1166 amino acids)
Source: RefSeq, a predicted model, not a curated record
GCAACUUCAGUUGCAAGCGAGCGCUCAGCGUGUGUGUCUCGUGUCUCUCGGGCGGCAACAGCAACAGCAGCAGCAGUAGCAACUUGCAACAGCAGCAACGUGCAACGUGCAACGUGCCACAGAAGCCAGCAGCAACUAGCAGCAUAAAUUGCGUCUUUUUCUGACUUUGACUUUGGGCCACAAGCGGUUUUGAAGUUUCGCACUUUCAAGUUUCCCGCGCGCGUUUCUCAAAUCAUUUUGUCGACGGCCGACUGUUGAGUGUUUUGUUUUGGUUUACGAUUGUGUUGCAUUGUCACGUGCCCAUUUGUUUGUUUGUUUUUUGUUGCUGUGUUGUGUGGUGUCGAGGAAUAGCUCGAGUCCAGGGAACAAGCCAACGUGCCGCAUUGAAAUUGAACACCGAAUUUCGUUUGGAAGGCGACAGCAUUCGAUGGACUUGCCACAUGAGCUCUAGUUGCAACUGAUUCGAGUGUCAGCAUUUAUCUGCAACUUCCUAGACUACGAUUGUGGGGCAGGACGAAAACACUUGCAACUGGUGGAGGCGAGGAACCGAAACCAGAAACCAGAGACAGGAAAACAUAGCGGCAAGCAGAGUGUUGCAUACUUGGCACAAAUAGAAUAGCGUGAGCGAGGAUACGGAUACGACUAUACGUAGAUACGUAGAUACAGAUAUAUAUCCGCCACUCCAUAGACGCAGAGCAGCGGCAACAUGCCGUCGACGGCAAUAAAUAAAGCAGCACGCAGUGUUGCCAAUGCGAUCCAAUUGCUGGCAAUCGUUCUCUAUUGCUGCUGCAUGGUGCAUGGACAGCAGCAGCAGCAGCAGCAGCAGCAGCAACAACCACAACAGCAGCAGCACUUGAAGUACCAGCAAUUGCAAUACCAAAUGCAGCAGCAAUAUGAAUACCAGCAGCAGCAGCACUACCAGCAGCAGUUUCAGCAGCAGCAGCAGCAGCAACAGCAGCAGCAGCAGCAGCAGCAGCAACAUCAUCUGACACCCACGGCAGCACUUGCCCACCAGCAGCAGCAUGGGGAGCAAAUCGACUUGCUGUCCACUCAACCAACUCAGCUGCUGCAAACAGGUGUCUCCUUGAUUGUGGAGGAUUCAAAGGGCUCGGGCGAUGGCAGCGGAAGUGGAAGUGGAAGUGGAAUUGCUACCUCAUCCAGCCGUCGUCGCACCGCUCAGUUGGCAACUCGCAAGCGGAAACGACGCCCCCAACUUCCGCUGGCCACGAUGGGUGCCACGGAGGAGGAUUCUGGCCCAGACGCGACAUCUGCCUACUGGCGCGGUCACGUGGAGGAUGACGCAGAUGCUCUGCGCAGAAGGAAUCAACCCUUGGUGAGGGAACCCAUGGCUGCCCUCGAAAGAGAUCGCGAACGCGAGAAGCAGCGCAAGCGAGUGGAGCCCACGGAUGCCAGUCCGCAGGGCAGUAAUCCCAGCAAGGCCUAUCGCCGUCCAUAUGGGCAGGCCAAAAAGGAACCCAUGCUCGAUGCUGGCGCCGCUGCGCCCACUAAGACAUCCGUGGAUUUGAAGAACAUCCUGAAGAACUCCGGAGGCCUGAGUCUCAGUGAAAUUCUGCAGCAGAAGAAUCUGUCGCUGGACGAUCUGCUCAAGGGCAAACAGAAUGCUCUGUUGGCUCUGCAAACAACAGCCGUUGCCCCGCCAGCCUCCACGUAUGCCUCUCCUGGCUCCCGAGCUGAUCCCCCGAAGAAGUCGUCUAACCAACAGAAUAAACAGGGUGUGAGGCGAUUGCCUGCUGCGUAUACCACCACUAGCACCACCACUGGUAACGAUGAGGAUGAAGCCGUGAUAGCCAAAAACAAGGCCAAAUUUCCCAACGCCCUGCAGCGCCUAAAGCUCUUUGGCAGCUCUUCGCGGGAGAGCAGCACCACAAGACGCACUUUGGGUGGCAUCAAUGGUCACAGCAGUACCACCAUGGCCACCAGCACCAGCGCAAGUGCAAGCACCACUAGCACCACCACCCGGGUGCCACUCUACAAGAAGCGGCAGCAUCUGCGGUCCACUCUAAAGCCACCGGGACUCUUCAAGCCGAUCACUGGCAGCACCACUAGCACCACCACAGCAACGGCAGUGACCACCACUCAGGAAAUGGAGACCAGCACCGCUUACUCCACUAGCACCACGGUGUUCAAUAACGUGGAGGAAGGCCGAGACGAGGAUAGGGAAAACUCGGAGGAACGGGAACGGGAAGAUGAGCAGGAUCAGGAACCGAGUCAGGAGAACCAGGAGAGCCUUGAGGUAGUGGAGCCCGAUUCCAGUGAAGCAGAGUCUGGAGAAGGCAUUCCGCCCACCGAGACGCCAGAACCACCAGCUGCUCCCUCCAUUGCACCCGGAAAUCCCCGCUAUCGUCUGCGAAACUCUAGCAUCAAAGAGAAUCAAAAGCGAUUAAAGGACAACUUUAUUGGAGGCAAUAACGGAGACAGUAGUGAGGAGCUGGUGGAUCUGGUUGAGGCUGGACCUAGUUCUACAACAUCCACCACAUCCUCCCAGAAGAACAGCGAAGAACUAAAUUACGGCGAGGACGAGCUGGAGAACUUUUUCGACGAAGUGGAGAGUCACACGCACCACACUCGCGUGCCAGCACCAACAGCACUUGCACCUGCACCACCAGCCAGAUCACCCACUCCUGCAGCAGCAGCACCACCUCCUCCUCCACCACCUCCCUCUCCCUCCUAUGAACCACCACCACCGUCCUAUGCACCACCACCCGCUUUAGCGGCGGCAAAGCCACCGCAGCUGAAUGUCAUAGACGACGUGGACGAUCGCACCGAUCUACUGGAACUCAUUGAGGAUCGGCGGUCGGGCAACCGACUGUUUAAGGUUCUGGAGCAGCGCAACAUGACCCUGGAGGAGCUGAUCGAGCACCGGAAACGCGGCUCCAGCCAACUGCAUCUGUCCACCAUUGUGAACGGCGGCGAUGAGCACUCCCGUCUUUAUCCCGGCCAGAAGGUCCUGCUGCAGGACAAUAUGGACAUUGUUACGGCCUUCGAGAACUUUCCGCACUUCAAUCUGAUGGAUCUGAAGAGCGUGAAGCCCGAUGAGAUCAAGACGGACUCGCAGGGUUCCAGCUACUUCACCUCCAUCAUCGACAUCGAGCCGAACGACGAGGUCAAACCGAUGGGAAGUCGAGGUCCCGCCUACGCACAGACAUCCUCCUCAUCGGCGACCAUUGGAGCGGGCACGGGAACCAUUUCGAUCAAUUCACGGGGCGAGAAGUCGCUGGGAUUCUUCCCGUCGUGGAAGACCCUGGCACUCGCCUCCUUGGCCACGGCCACCGAGGAGAGGAAUCCCUAUUUUCUACCUCCGCCCCGACUGCUGCUCGACGGAAGCUCCCAGGAGGCGGACUCCAACGCAGAGUCGGAGCCAAACAGCAUUGACAUCAAUCUAAGCGUGAGUCCCUAUGGCGGCAACUCCUCCUCGAUGAUGGACAACAGCCAGAUGCCGCCGAAUAACGAUGUGAUCGAUGAGAUCGAGAAUGAGGUGGCGCGGGCACACGAUCUCCUGGAUCUGGAGCUCUCCGGUCCGGGAUUCCAUCGCAGUCCUGCUGCAGCGGCAGCCACAUCCGCCGUAUCGCAGCAGCACUUGAGCAGCUUGUACGCCAGCAUGCCAUCCGGGAUCAAGUCCGCGAUCGUGGCCAGCACGGCGAUAGUGGUCACCGCCUUGGCCACCUUCCUGGUCAUCUUCGUCGUCUGCCGAUGGAAACAGCAGCGCAGGAGAAAGAGCAGCUACCUGCGCACCUACAACGCGAUGAAGAGCAAGCUGCCGCAGAUGGUGCAGCCUUCGCGUCGUCCCUCGAUGCGCCAGCACAUGGAAGAGCUGGUCAUUGGAUCCGGCUCAGGUUCAGGUUCAGGAGCUGGAUCAGGAUCGGGCUCAAGGACGGGCAUAACCAGCAUAUCUACUUCGGUGGCCUGUUGCACGCCCGUCCAUCAGUUGCAGCGCCAGAGUUCCCUGCUCUUUGCCCGCGAUGGAUCCGCCACCUUGAGCACCGCCACUUCGCUGACCACGAAUAGCACCACGAACACCACCAUUACAACGGGGGCGCAGCCACCUGCUCCUCCGGAGGCGAUGAGUGGGCGUGGCCUGGCCAUUUCGCUGAGAAGCGCCCAACAGAAGCUGAACACCAUGGAUCCCAGUUCGCCGGAGGUGCAGGAAUAUCUAUUCGACACGCUGCGCAAAUCCUUCGACAAUUAGGCAAUAGGCAGUAGGCUCCUCUAGUAACAAUAACCGUUGUUUAGGCCAAGUUUUAUAUAAAUGUACACUCAACACACACACUCACACGCACACAAAACAUCCCCCCAACACACACAAACACACAAUUAACGCGAAGGAGCAAAAGUUAGUCGAUUAAUUAGUUUAAGCAGGUAGGAGGUGGAAUUUUUUUGAACUCGAUUAGAGGAACAUUCUGUGAGAGAAAGUAAAACUAACAAAAACAAACCUAGAAAACACAUUUUAGACAGUGCGUGGCAUGGCCAUAAGGCGCUUUGUAAGGAAAGGUUUAAAACGAUUGUGCAGACAUACAGUUUUCAAAAGUUGUGUUCAUUUUCCAAAUAUUUUAAUAUUUUAGAAAUUUGUCUACGUGAUUUUCAUGCCAAACUUGAAACUAAACUGUAUACUCCAUUUUGUGUGAGUUAUUUUUACAUUAUUUAUUUUCUGCAACACAUUCUUAGUUGUAGACCGCAAAACCUAACUCAAUCCGCCCUACGUUUAUGGCGCGCACUGUUGCUAGUCUCUAAGCUCGGCAAAACCAUCAUUUCCUACUAUCUAGACCUAGUGUACGAGUAUGAACCAUCAACUAAAGCGACUCUAUCAACUAAAUCAUAGCACACGGCAUUCAAAUGGGUUUCUUAAGCACAAGAUGAGGACGAAAACUAACUUAAAUACAGUGAGCAGAACAGGAUCUUAGCCAAACAAAGUACAGUUGUGUUCAGACACUUUCCCGAAAAAAGCCCAAAUCGAAUGAAUAUUGAAAUUCGAGAGAGCAAAAUAAAACCAUUUAUGAGGACAAUAAAUAUUAACGAGAAAAUUACGAGAAAAACAAGAAAAUUACGAGGAAAACUGUGUUCGAUACGAUUUAACCGAAGCAAACUUCUUUCUGGCACUGACUAAAAUACCAAAAAUUAAAUUGAAAUUAGAACAAGGCAAGGCAUAAAUGGGCGCUGUGUGGGCGUGGUCAUUAGCACACAAAUAUCAACAACAAAAGCAAGAACAACACAAAUAGUUUAAAUGCUCAAAAAGUACUGCAAAAAUCAAUAAGGAAAAUAGAAGAAACACCUGUAUUUAUUUCGUAGUGCAGGCACUUUAUUUUUGAUUUGAUUUCUGAUUUUUGUUACCAACCCCGCCCCUCUCACUAGGCAGUAGAACAUCUGGCGACAGUAUAUAUACAUAUAUAU